AUGUUUAGUUAUUCUUUGCCGAAUUUACCUGAUUCUCUACAUUUUUCACACUAAUUAUUACUAACAUUAACAGCACCACCAUCAAAUUUGAACCCAGAAUAUUUUAGCUCUCUGAUGAGCCAGUAAGAGAAUUCUGUGAUAUUUUAAGGUAUGGACCUGUAGUUAAUGUAAAAAUUUUGAAUCGAUCAUUAAUGGAAUGUCGAGUGUUGGUGGAGAUGGCUAAUAUUGAAGCAGCAAAAAAUGCCAAAAAAGCAUUAGAUCAACUAUCAUCGAAUUUUAUCAAAUGUUCUUACUAUUAAGAUGAUAAACUAAUGCCACAUGGUUCAUUUACUAUAGGAUCAUAUGAAACUAUUGAAGAUACAACAUCAAGUACUUAUAAAAAUAGGCAUUCCACAUCUAUAAAUGAUAGUAUUAUAUAUAGUAAUAUAAAAAUUAGUAAUACAGGAUGGAGACUCUAAACCACAUAGCACAACUGUAUUGCCUAUAAGUUAGAAACUUAUUCCUUCUCAAAAAAACAUUUAAUCAACAAAAACUGUCUGCUUAAAUGGAAUUUUUGGAAAAGAAUUGGAUGCUCAUAAGUUAUACAAUAUAUUUAGCAAUUUCGGUAAUGUAGACAAAAUUAUAUUAAUAAAGUAAUAAUUUAUACAUAGAAUUAGUAUAAAAAAUUUUGCUUUAGUAAAGUACUUAAAAGAAGAUCAGGCAUAUUUCGUAUAUUAGAAUUGUCAGAAUUUAUAAUUUUUCGAAAGUUCUAUAACAAUCACAUUCGCUGCAGAUGAUUCAAUUGAAAAGUUAUUUGGUCUGGAUACUCUAUAUAGAGAAUAAGACUAUUAUGUUGGAUCUGAAGACACAGAUAGGUAUAUAUAAUUAAUAAUGGAAUAUAGGUUCAAUGCAAAUAAUAAAAUGAUAUUAUUGCCUCCUAGUCAAGUUCUUCAUAUCUCUAAUUUGAAAAAAGUUUCCUCCAAUGCUGAAACAAUGUGGGACAUAUUUUCUGAAUUCGGUGUUGUUGAAGUACUUUAUAAAAUAAUCAAUAGGCUGUUAAAGUUCUGAACUCAUAGUUUAAAUUUAUGUGUUUAAUCAAAAUGGAAACUCUUAAGCAAGCUUUGGAAGUAAUGGCACUAAUGCAUAAUGAAGAAGUGGAUGGAAGAAACAUUUAAAUUUCAUUCACAAAAGCCAAAAUCUGA
Messenger RNA from Paramecium pentaurelia, 1181 nucleotides. The record is from the annotation of a GenBank genome assembly. NCBI's taxonomy places the organism in Eukaryota, Ciliophora, Oligohymenophorea, Peniculida, Parameciidae.